AUGGAAGACACACCAGUCAAUGCGGCCCACGCUUUCGCAAAUGCAGCCGAAGAGUUGGAGGAAAAAGAACAAUGGGCUAAAGCAAUGGAAGCUCAUUUUCGUGCUGCUGAACAAUUUUUAUUAGCAAUGAAUUAUACAUCGGAUCCAGAAGUAAGGAACUUAAUACGGACCUUAAAAUUACUUUACGCUAAUCAUACUAGACAAGGAAAAGAAUCGCAACGACGUGUACAACAAGUCAAUCAACGAAUGCAACCAAAGCAAACAACACAGGCGCAUCUAAAAAAUCCUUCUCAUGUUAAGAAAUCAUCCACUCAAUCAAAAUCGAACGCCGCUUCCUCACAAUCAAAGAAUGAUUCGAAUUCUGAGAAACAAGAAUCUCAUCCUACUUCUUAUAUAAGUUCUCGAAAUACAAAUGAAAGAUUUACAUCAAGAUCUGGGACUAAUAAAUUAUCAAGUGAUUCAAAUUUAAAACGAAAUCCCGCUUUGUCAGAUUCAACUAUUUCUAUAGGUGUGACAAGAGACACACCAAGUGUCUCUUUGGAUACAUCAUCAAUUACAGAUAAGACAAUAGAUGAAUCAUACAUGUUGUUACGAGGAAAUAAUGAUCCAACAGAUGAUGACGAUUCAGAUCCUUUCAACAAAUUUUGGGGAAUUGUUGAGUCUUUAGUUUCAAAGAUCUCAAAUCCUGUAGCUUUCGCAACAGUACCACUUAACGGAACUGACCCUAAUAUUCUCUUUGAUCCCAAUACCAUACCACCUCCUUUACCAUUUGGUUUUGGUAAUGGUGCAGAUGUUAGUAACGAUUCUAAAGUGGAUGAAUUAAGUGCCGCUAUGAUGGAAUCAUUCUUUAUCAUACCGAAUGAACAAAAACCAUCUUUAAGAAAUGAAAGUCAAAGUCAUCAACGAUCCUCCUCUUCAAGAAUGAAUCCUUCAUCCGGAAAAAUUGAAAGUAAAAAUAUUUCGAAUAAAACUUUAGAGGAGCUUUCGUUGGAAAACAAACAGCUUAAAUCUAUAUUAGAUACAAUGUCUAAACGAAUGUUAGCUUAUGAAAAGGCCGCCGAAGAGAAUAGUAUGUUAAGAAGUAGUAUUCUACAAUUUAAAAAUGAUUUUCAAAAACAGGCAAAGCGUAUCAAAGUUAGUCAAGAAAUGUUGCGUUCAACAUCCGUAAUGAAGACUUCACCUGAAAGUUCAACAAUAAAUAAUGUUCAAUAUCUUCAAAAACGUGUGAAAGAACUUGAAGAAGAACUUCGCUUUGUAAAAUCUGAGAAAGCUCUUAUGAAGAGAUAUAAAGAACGAUGGGAUAAAUUAACUGAAUCGGCAAAAGCGAAGAAACGAAGGGAAAACAAUAAUAAGCAAGGAGAUUCUGCAACUCCUCAUCAAAUUACAGAAAAUUUAGAAAAUUUCAAACCUUCAUCCUCUCCUAAGAAAUUAUCUAAUUCUAAUACUACAGAUUUAAUUCAACAACCUCAAACCGAUCAGAAUUUAUCAUCACCAACUUUAUAUCCAAGAACACCUCAAUUAAUUUUACCAUCUCCUAGCGAACAAGCUGCUCAAUCACCCGAAACAACUCUUCCCUUUGCAAUUCAAAAACCAACUUUUUCGGGAGAUGAUACUUCGCCUUCUAGCUCUAUGAUGACAGCUUUGACCAGUGCUCAGAGCAUAUAUGAUUAA
Molecule: messenger RNA, 1671 nt
Organism: Diversispora eburnea
Lineage: Eukaryota; Fungi; Glomeromycota; Glomeromycetes; Diversisporales; Diversisporaceae
Source: the annotation of a GenBank genome assembly